AUGCACACAUGGGCCAACCAGCUUGAGCUCAUCCGGCUCUUUCUUGCCCACCAGCCCUUCCGCAAGGCGCUUGCUAUGGGCCUCGUUGACCUCGCAAGAGGACACCUCGACCGUCCUCCAUCAAUCGCCAACAAGGCCUUGCACAAGAUGGCCCGCUGGCUGGCCCACAUCACCCAUAAAUUCACUGCCAAUCUGCCGCUCCAAGAAGUCUACAACACCCUCAAAGAGGUCCCUGGCGAGCCGCCAAUGGGCCUGGAGGCCAUCAGGAAGAGCCUGAUCCAGGAUGGCAAGUUCUGGAAGGUGUUUGCGGUGUACUUGGAUGCCAACAAGGCCCAGUUCUCUGCCCCUGUCUUGCUCUUUCAGACCCUCACUAUUGGCCUCUGGGACACGCUCAUUGUCAUUAAAUCUUCCACCCUCCCCUCUUCCUCUUCCUCCUGGAUCCAAACCCGGGGAGAAUAUCUGGAUCAGCUUGCUUCACCAAGCAUUAGUAUCCCUGGACAACUUAAUCAAGUGUCACCCCACAAACAGGACGAGCAGAUCAAGCUCAAGAACAUCAUCUUGAGGCUGGCAACUGGAGUGGACUUCCUGAAUUGGGAGUCCGCGCUCAUCUUCAAAAGUCGGCCAUUUUCUUGUCCUCAGAACCCCCUCUUUUUUUGA
This is a messenger RNA of Puccinia triticina, 657 nucleotides long. RefSeq lists its product as uncharacterized. The transcript has 4 exons. The record is from RefSeq and is a predicted model, not a curated record. NCBI's taxonomy places the organism in Eukaryota, Fungi, Basidiomycota, Pucciniomycetes, Pucciniales, Pucciniaceae. The coding region runs from base 1 to 657 and encodes 218 amino acids.